This is a messenger RNA of Microplitis mediator, 686 nucleotides long. Its product is annotated as death-associated protein 1. Gene Ontology annotation, molecular function: death domain binding. The transcript is spliced from 4 exons. Lineage: Eukaryota; Metazoa; Arthropoda; Insecta; Hymenoptera; Braconidae. Gene Ontology annotation, biological process: apoptotic signaling pathway; negative regulation of autophagy; cellular response to amino acid starvation. Bases 202 to 510 code for a protein of 102 amino acids. The record is from RefSeq and is a predicted model, not a curated record.
UACUAACAUCACGACAUCACUGUAUUCUGAACACUGAACACGCAGCAGAAAACAGAAUACAGAACCUACAGAACGCACUACGCAGUAGACAUAUAAAUAUAUAAAUACGUCGUAUAUUCUUUAUAGUGCGUCACUUUAGUCCACGGUUAACGAAAAUUGCCAAUCAGUUGAGUUUUGAAACAUUUUACAUCAGCUUUAACAAUGUCAAGUCCAGACGAAUGCAAAUUAAAAGCUGGACAUCCACCAGCAGUGAAAGCUGGUGGCAUGAGAAUAACUCAGCAUAAAACACCACGAGAAGAACGUGAAGCUAAACCCAGCAAAGAUUCCAUUGAAAGUAAAAUAUCAAACAGCCCUCCUAAAACAAUAAUGAUAAGUGGCGCACCUUCAAGAGGUAACGCUGAUUUUCCUCCAGAAGCUGUUCAACAUUUUCAUGAAAAACCAACUUCAUCUCAUGAUUCCAAAGUAUCUCAUUCUACUCGAGCCAUCGUUAUUCAACAGCCUAGGAAGUAAAUUAUAUUGAAUAUAUAUAAAUUUAUUUUUCAAGUGUUGUUAAAACUAAUACACUUUAAAACAGGUUGAUGAAAAAUACUUUAACGCAUUUUAUAAAGUUAUUUGGUAAAAGUGUCAUAUUACAUUAUAAUAAUGUGUGAUACUAUAAUGAUAAUUAUUCUUAAAUAUUACUACGA